AUUUAAAAUUUUCUGAUCUGUGUGUAUUGGUGUUACCUAGCUUUGUUGAAGUCGAUAUAAGUUAUCAAUGUGUAAUAAUUUGUGUUUUUAAGUGGUUACUGUUUGUUAUAUUUUUGGACAUGUUUAGUUAAAAAAUGAAAACCUCAAUAGAUAAAGCUACGGAAGGUGAAGACUAUGAUCGUGUAUCGUUUUUAAUUGGACUAGGCCUAGCAAUAUCAUCCAGUGUAUUUAUUGGGUCAAGUUUUAUAAUAAAAAAAUUGGCUCUUAAGAAAAUUAACUCCUUAGGUAACACUAGACCAUCAGCAGGUGGUUAUUCAUAUUUAAAACAAUGGAUGUGGUGGCUAGGUUUCCUAACAAUGGGCAUAGGCGAGGCAGCAAAUCUAGUAGCCUAUGCAUUCGCCCCAGCCGCUUUGGUGACUCCAUUGGGUGCUCUGAGUGUGCUUGUCGCUGCUGUACUCUCAGCUAAAUUCCUUAAGGAAAACCUUAAUACAUAUGGAAAGAUUGGCUGCCUUUUGUGUAUAAUGGGAUCAAUUAUAUUUGUUGUACAUUCACCUAAACAUGAAGAAAUCAAACUAUUUUCAGAACUCACAUCAAAAUUAAGUGAUUAUAUUUUCCUAACUUAUGUUUUUACAGUUUUAAUCAUGACGUUAAUUGUAAAGAUAGUGUUUGUACCAAGAUUUGGCAAUACCAGUAUAAUUGUAUAUUUAUUGAUAUGUUCUGCCAUUGGCAGUUUGACAGUAGUAUUCUGUAAAGGAGUAGCUUUAGGCAUUAAAGAAAGUAUUAAUAGUGACAAAAACAAUAUUUUUAGUUAUGUAUUUUGGUUGCUGCUUACCAUGUCUAUUAUUUGUAUUGCCAUACAAAUGAACUACUUAAAUAAGUCACUUGACAUAUUCAAUACAAAUAUUGUAACACCAGUUUACUAUGUUAUGUUUACAGUGUUAGUAAUAAUAGCAUCUGGUAUUUUGUUCAGGGAAUGGGAGCAUAUGAAAACAUAUGACAUUUUAGGCUGUUUAUGUGGUUUCUUAAUUUUAAUGGUGGCAGUAUUUACACUAAAUACUUUUAAAGAUCUAAGUUUUCCUUACAGAGACUUAAACCUUAAUUCUAGACACAGAAGUUCAGUAGAUACAUGACAAAGGAUAUCCCUAUGAUUUUAAAUAUAACAAUCUAAUCUUUGAUUAAAUUAAGGUUACAGUGAUUAUAUCCAAAGUAUAAUGUAUAAGAUUAUAAAAAAAUACAACUGACAAUCUGGCACUAUUUUGCAUAAUACAUUAUUAUAAUUUACAAUAAUUAUAGCUUUGUCAUUUUCUAGAUCCAAGUUCCUCCAAUUUAGAGUUGCACAUUAUUAAACUGUACAGAUACAUAGUUUGUUUGAGGACCCUAUGGUAAUAUCAACUAGAGUUUCUAAUUGAAUGAUUGGGCGAUUUUUAAUUCUCUGUGUGUGCUGUUUUCAUCUUAUGCUACAUUAUCAUCAGCUGAGAUUGCCCUAGAAAUGCUUACUUGAAAAACUACAACCUCUACUUAAAAAUUAAUGUUCUGUGCCAUUAAAUAUCUGUUGUAUAGUACAUAUAUAUUG
Messenger RNA from Pararge aegeria (speckled wood butterfly), 1573 nucleotides. RefSeq names its product magnesium transporter NIPA2 (gene spict). The transcript is spliced from 3 exons. Gene Ontology annotation, cellular component: membrane. Gene Ontology annotation, biological process: magnesium ion transport. The coding region runs from base 135 to 1130 and encodes 331 amino acids. The record is from RefSeq and is a predicted model, not a curated record. NCBI's taxonomy places the organism in Eukaryota, Metazoa, Arthropoda, Insecta, Lepidoptera, Nymphalidae. Gene Ontology annotation, molecular function: magnesium ion transmembrane transporter activity.